CGCGCUGGACGCCGCCUGAGCAGACGUGCGCUCGUGAGCACCUCGCAGAUCGGCUCGACAAUGGCCGGACGAGCGAGCGUGGCUGACGUGCCCAACGACAUCCACGACGAGUACGAGGUCGGCGAGACGCUCGGCACCGGCCACUUCUCCAAAGUCAAGCUGGGGAUCCACAAGAUCACCCGAGAGAGGGUCGCGAUCAAGAUCAUCCAGAAGCCGGCCGAGUCCAAGAUGGGCAUGCUCAAGGCGGAGGUUGACAUCCUGACCAAGUGCGAUCAUCCCAACAUUGUCAGACUGUACAAGGUCGUCGACACGGAGAAGGUCCUGUACCUCGUGAUGGAGGAGCUCAAGGGCGGCGAGCUCUUCGACCGGAUCAUUGCCAAGAACCACUACACCGAGGCGGAGGCGCGCAAGCUGACCAUCACGAUGCUCAAGGCGAUCAAGUACCUGCACGAGCAGGGCGUGGCGCACCGCGACCUCAAGCCGGAGAACAUCCUGCUCAAGGACACGAGCGAGGACGCCGAGAUCAAGAUCACCGACUUCGGCCUCUCCAAGAUCUUCAGCAGCGACCUCGAGGGCGAAGUCACCAUGAAGACGGCCUGCGGCACGCCGGGAUACGUCGCGCCCGAGGUGCUGAUGCACGACGUCUACUCGUCGCAGGUCGACCUGUGGUCGGUGGGCGUGAUCGUAUACAUCCUGCUCUGCGGCUUCCCGCCCUUUUACGGAGACAACGACAACCAGAUGUUCCGCAAGAUCAAGGCGGGGCAGUACAAGUUCCUCUCUCCGUACUGGGACCCGAUCUCGGCCGACGCAAAGGAGUUUGUCUCCAAGCUGCUGACGGUGGACUGGCAGAAGCGGAUGGAUGCGCAGCAGGCGCUCGACCACCGCUGGCUCAAGGAUGGCAAGCAGGCCUCGACGCACAACCUCUUCGAAGGCAACGCGAUGGCGAUGAGCCGCAACACGCCGCCCAACCCUGACUCGCCCAAGGAGGUCGAGGCGGAGCCAAUGGAGGGGGAGGGCGCGGGGAUGAAGGACAUCUUUGCCGACUACCAGCUCGACCGGCAGCUCGACCGCGCCACCUCAAACAUCAACCGGCUGCGCGAGACCUUUGGCUUGCCGUCCGACUCGGAGAGGCUCGGCAAGUUCAAGUGCGCGUACAGCGGCCAGGCGCCUGCUCCGCCUCCCGCGGAGACUGCGGCUCCGUCCGCGGAGACUGCGGCUCCGCCCAGCCGCCGUGCGAUUUCCCUGACGCCCGCGCCCACUCGCUGCGCGCAGGCGGGCAUCUUGCAUGUGACGACCUACCACCUCUGCUUCCUCGGCGCGAAGGCGAGGAAAAUGACGAUUCCAUACGGCGACAUCACCACCGUCGGCAUGCAGGCGAAGAAGGGCGGGCUGAAGGCUCUCUUGCCCUUCGCGGCCCCAGCCAUCUCGCUCAACGUCGGACUGAAAAACAACGGGAGCGCCACCUUCACGGGCAUCGUGGAGAAGGACGCCUGCUUGAAAACGAUCGUCGCUGCGGCCAAGGAGCGGGGCGUGACGCUAGGCUGACGCCUCUCCGGCUAGACAAUUAUUGGCGAGCGCGCAGCGCUCUGCCCGCGCCGACAUGAGGGGCGAAAGGGGCUCGACGUCGAUGGACAUCGUCGGCUCCCCUGCACACGGGGCGGUGCGGGCACGCUUGGGUCGCCGCUGUGGAUUAAGUAAGGACAUGUCGUCGAGAGGCCGUGCCGCCCAUGUUGUAAAGCGUGAAAAAAAA
Emiliania huxleyi CCMP1516 is the source of this 1750-nucleotide messenger RNA. RefSeq lists its product as hypothetical. The record is from RefSeq and is a predicted model, not a curated record. The transcript is spliced from 5 exons. Gene Ontology annotation, molecular function: protein kinase activity; ATP binding. Gene Ontology annotation, biological process: protein phosphorylation. NCBI's taxonomy places the organism in Eukaryota, Haptophyta, Isochrysidales, Noelaerhabdaceae. Bases 61 to 1545 code for a protein of 494 amino acids.